This is a messenger RNA of Triticum turgidum subsp. durum (durum wheat), 366 nucleotides long. NCBI's taxonomy places the organism in Eukaryota, Viridiplantae, Streptophyta, Magnoliopsida, Poales, Poaceae. The record is from the annotation of a GenBank genome assembly.
AUGCAGGAGGGCGAGCUGGAGGAGCUUGAGAAGGGCGUGGAGCCUGCGUGGGAGCGCUUGGUCCACCCGCUCAAUUGCAUCGUCGACAGGCUGAACGUCGUUGACCACAUCAAGGCCGUCAAGGACUCGCCCGACCUCCGAGAAGAAGGACCUGCUGUUGAUUCCCACAGGAUGCGCCCACAACCGCCCCUGGAUCGAUGUUGCUGGAAACGCCCCUGGAUCGCUACUGCUGCAUGGAGGAGAAGCAUGCGCGCCUGGGUGGAGGAGGAGCAGGGCCUGGAGCGCUUGGGCGGAGGAGCAGCGGAGGAAGAUGGGGAUGGGGAUUUGAAAUCCCCACCUGGUUGGAAGGAUUUCGCCACCUGGUAG